AGUGCGCACAGUGACCGGAUGCUGCCUCAUCAGGACUCCGAAAACAGCCGGAUUUUUCUGCACCCGCGAUGAUCUGAGCGUGAGUCCAAAAAGUCGAUCAGAGUGGCCGCGGUGCUUCAUUCCCCCCUCAAACCUCCAGUGUGUAGUUUUUGUCGUUCCCCCCCGGAGCGCACUCGGAUCAGGAUGGAGUGGAUGAGGUUCAGGACCGCGGACAGCGCAGGACUUUUCCUCUUUCUUCUCUGUGCGCUAGCCUUUCUGGUGGUUGCAGAACAAGAAGUGGAGAAUUUGUCGGGUCUGUCCCCAAACCCCAACAGAGACAUUUUUGUAGUGCGUGACAAUGGAACUACGUGCUUAAUGGCAGAGUUUGCAGUGAAAAUUGUAGUUCCUUAUGAUGUACUGGCACUUAAUGGUAUAGAUCUAAUCACAGAACAGGCAUCUUUUACACUCCCACGCGGAGCCCAGAUAGCAGGUACAUGUGGCACAACAGAGGCUGAGCUGCAAGUUUCCUGGAAAAAUAAUGCCCAUACACUCCGUCUGUUCUUCACCAAGGAGAAACACAAGGUGAAGAAAAAUGGAAAGACCAGUGAGAAUGAGAUUUGGAAGAUCAGUAAAGUUCAGCUGGUGUAUGAUACAUCAGAAACUUCUCACUUCAUCAACGCCUAUAACCCGGGAAAACACACUGCCAGCACCCAUCACCUAUCAGCGCUGGUGACCCCAGUAGGGCGCUCAUAUAGAUGUGCAGCUCAGCAGACCCUGACAUUGAUCUCUAGUGACCACCAAAAGGGCAUCACCAUCUCUAUGUCUGACAUCCAGAUCCAGCCUUUUGACAUACAAAGCGACUUUGUGUUCAGUGAACCAUAUACGUGCAUCACAGACCAGCGUGAGCAGCUGGAGGAAAUUCUUCCCCUGGUGCUGGGUAUUAUCCUGGGGUUUAUCCUUGUACUUGUCAUCGCCAUCUACCACUUCCACCUCAAGAUGACGGCUACUCAACAACCCUCGCUGCCUCGUGACCGUUCACUCUACACGAACAUGUAGAGACUCCCUAUGCAUCAGGCCAAGGCCUGCCAAUGAGACAAAAGCCAACGCUUGCAAACAUUAUGCCUAACAGUGGAUAAAUGUUUAUAUCUUUAAUGUCUGCUUCCUGCAGUUUUAUCUCUGUGUUUUGCAUCUGGAAUUUUAGUUUAUUUGUACAUUUAUUUAUGAGUUUGUACAUAAACAAUGUCCUGUACAAAUAUUACAUGUGAAUAAUAAUUACUGUACUUGUCACAUUAAUUGCACAUAUGCUGUGUAACUUUUAUCAAUGUAAAGUGAGCUGAGAUGAAGGUGUUUAAAAGAGAAUAUAUAAUAAAAAUAUUACAAGACUGAUCUUUGUAAUCAUAUGGAUCAUGCUGUAAAAAGUACACCCAUGCAACAUUUUGUGUACAAAUUCUUAUUUAAGAUAAAUUCUAUUAUGUGCGUCAGUUUGGU
Molecule: messenger RNA, 1467 nt
Organism: Trichomycterus rosablanca
Lineage: Eukaryota; Metazoa; Chordata; Actinopteri; Siluriformes; Trichomycteridae
Gene: lamp5
Product: lysosomal associated membrane protein family member 5
Exons: 6
Coding region: 184-1035 (283 amino acids)
Biological process (GO): establishment of protein localization to organelle
Cellular component (GO): lysosomal membrane; plasma membrane; late endosome membrane
Source: RefSeq, a predicted model, not a curated record